This is a messenger RNA of Lingula anatina, 954 nucleotides long. RefSeq lists its product as uncharacterized. Lineage: Eukaryota; Metazoa; Brachiopoda; Lingulata; Lingulida; Lingulidae. The record is from RefSeq and is a predicted model, not a curated record.
CUUGUGGCGCCAAACGGGACGAUUCUGUAAAUUACAAUGCGAUUAAUAUUUAACAGUUGUAAUCUUUGCAGUUAUAAAUAGGAAAGCGUAGCGCGUGGCGUGUAUUGUGGAGCUGCAACGUCGAAAGUCGUGAGGUAAAGCUGUGGUCAACUCCGGUCAAGCUGUGGUCAUUUUACGAUGGCGAUACGCUUCCUUGUGCUGAUCACUGCUACUGUUCUUGCGUUCAGCAAGCUCGCCACUGCAGGUCCGUCGUACAACUUCUACGAUGAGAUAGCGCAGGCCGCCUGCACGGCAAUGAACACUAGGGCAGGAUGGGUGUACGCUGUGAGGAGGACAUGUAAUAGUUGGACCGUCCCUUGCCAGUAUAUCUGUUCUUCACCGAGUCUCGCAGCCCAGGAUCCACAAGUUAGCAGCAGGGGGUUGGAGUGCUUCAACUCCCUUCAUGUCUACCAAAAUCGACCUAUUCUUCCAUCUGACAUCCAAUCAGGCACUAAUAAACUGGGGCUGAAGAUUUACCGCUACCAGACGUGUUAUUAUGGCUCCUGUGGACCGAACUAUUGCUGCUGUCGUUCUAAAUAGAUGUACACGACCAUUGGAUGUCAACAUACAGGGUGUUCCUGAUGUUUGGGCAAAUAGACAUAAUGCAUGUUUACAUAGAGAACUUGAACAAUAUUUCCUGUUAUUGAAUUAUUAAUUAACACAUCUUCAUUUUCAACUUAUCUGACAAUGACUUUGAUGAGGAAGAAGAAUGUUAGCUGUGAAAAGAUGUGUUGCUGCCGUUGUUAACAAUAGAUCAUGACGAAAAAUCGACUUUGAAAUAAACAGCUUGAUUGUUUCAGAUAUAAUGAACUAAUACGGACUUUUCAACCGACUUUUCUAUCAAAGCCUCUUCUUUUACUGUCACCUGUCUGUCAAACUACCCUUUAUGCCAACCUAUAUAAACGGUCUUUGGUU